Messenger RNA from Prunus armeniaca (apricot), 774 nucleotides. Lineage: Eukaryota; Viridiplantae; Streptophyta; Magnoliopsida; Rosales; Rosaceae. The record is from the annotation of a GenBank genome assembly.
AUGUCUUCCCCAAAAACUCGUGCUCAGUCUUCCUCAGCUCCAGUUCCUCCCGAUUAUAUUACUGGGACCAGAAUUGACAAACAUGCGAUAGAGGUUAUGAGCAAACUUCAUCCUUUUGCUCAAAAGAACCUAGACGAGAAUGUCCUCCAUCUAUUCAAGAAUACUUUGGUGCUAGGGCCUUACUGGUUUGGUCUUCUUCCGGCUGAGAUGGCUGAAUUGUUGAAAAAUGAUGCUGAAGCUCCUCUCAAGAAUCUAAGCCGGUCUUUCCUGUCCAGCGAAGUGAGAAAUAGUCCAGUCAAAUGGGCAGACUGGAUUGACAAACUUCUUCCGAGAUAUGGGGGUCACUGGAAGAGAACCGGGAUUUAUGAUGCCAUCCUCCUAUCUAAGCAGUCUAUCAACAGGGAUGAGAACCUACUUGCUGCUGCCCUGUGCUUCUGGAAUUCUGCCAGCAACACGUUUGAUUUUCGUGUAGGCCUAAUGACGCCAACUCUACUGGAUACGGCUCAGAUUUUUGGGUUCAGGCCCCAUGGCAGGCCUGUUGAUGCUGUUGGUGACUAUCACAAGAGGAAAAAUAAGGAGAAAAUGGCCAAUCCCUUCACCAUCUCUCCAGCCAUGAUUAACCAGAACUGCUCAUUCUCCAACUAUUUGAGGAAUUUUAGUGCUGAGAAGGACAAGGAUCAGCAGCACAUGCUAUUCCUCCUGUAUUGGCUGAACAGGUUUGUCUUCCCCAAUCGGUCUUCAGCAGUUCUGCUUGAAUACAGGCAUUUGGCAUAA